AUGAAUAUCAUCACCCAAUUUCUACUGUAUUUUAUUGUUUUUAUUCCUUGCGGUAGUAGUCUCUCUUGUAAAGAUUUCAAAGACAUCCCGUGCCCUUUCUUCAUACAUGGGAAAUCUAAUAACUGCGGAGAUCCAUCCUGGGAACUCUUAUGCGAAAACGAUAGAACCAUUGUAACUGUUUUUUCAAAAAGAUUCUACGUCUUGGAUAUAGAUUCUAAAGCGAAUAGAAUUCAAUUAAUUGAUCCAGGUCUUGAAAAGGAUAAUUGUUCAUCGAUGCCUCAACAUUCAUUACCAGCUUCCCCUUCUUAUUUUGGCGGUUACUCUGAUUCUAUUUCAACUUGGUCAAGGCCGGUGGUAUACAUGAAUUGUUCGAAGAAUCUAAGUAACUAUACACGCUACUUAAGCACCUUACCAUGUGUUAAUAAUACUUCUUUGAACAUGUUAACAUAUGCGAUUGUGGAUCCCGUUGUUUCAGAAUUCGGGAAUUCAUGCACGAAUUUUCUUACGUCUUGGAUAUUUGGUGAUGAUGCUCUACAUAAUCCAGAAAAUUCUACCUUUGGAUCAUAUUCGGAACUUCAUAAGCAAAUGAUGAAAGGCUUCUGGAUCUCCUACGCCUACGACACACAGCCAUGUAAGUUACUAUUCGAAGAAUAA
Papaver somniferum (opium poppy) is the source of this 654-nucleotide messenger RNA. RefSeq lists its product as uncharacterized. The transcript has a single exon. The record is from RefSeq and is a predicted model, not a curated record. Bases 1 to 654 code for a protein of 217 amino acids. Gene Ontology annotation, molecular function: polysaccharide binding. Lineage: Eukaryota; Viridiplantae; Streptophyta; Magnoliopsida; Ranunculales; Papaveraceae.